CCUAAUUCGUAUCUUAUUUAACCUUUCUAAAGUGUAAAGUAUGGCCACUUUAACACAGAAAUUUCACGGACUUCUGCAACACCCGCUGGAGCCACUGUUUCUUCCCAAGAACGAUGGCACACUUUUCUACGAUAUUCCGGAGCGCUUUCUUACCUCGCGCUAUAGUCCGAUUGGGCAAAAUUUGGCCAAUCGCUUCGGACCAAAUUCAUCUGCCUCGUCGCAAGUCAGCAAUGAUACGGGCGUGCCGCCAACGGUGGUGACAAUCAAAGAUUUGGACGAGCUGCCGGAUCUUAUGUUCGCCACGUGGAUUAAACGGCGGGACUCGUUCUCCCUUUUCAAUCCGGAACAUCGAAAAGCGGCUGGAAAGCUGACCAAACUGUUCUUGGAUCAACCGGAUGCGAAUAGGCUCGUCGAUGUGGCCGCUUACGCUCGCGAUCGUCUGAAUGCACCAUUGUUCCAGUACGCACUGUCCGUGGCGUUGCUGCAUCGUCCGGACACGAAGAGCGUGUCCGUACCGUCGUUGUUACACCUGUUUCCAGAUCAGUUCAUUGAUCCGGCUGCCCAGGUUAGGAUGAUGGAAGAAGGAUCAAUCGUGCUGGAUGAGAACCGGAUGGCGAUUCCCAUUCCAAUGAACUAUACCGCAACGGAUGCAGAGCCUGAGCAGCGAAUGGCAUUCUUCCGAGAGGAUAUUGGAGUAAAUCUGCACCACUGGCACUGGCAUUUGGUAUAUCCCGCUUCUGGGCCACCAGAGGUUGUGCGGAAAGAUCGACGGGGCGAGCUAUUCUACUACAUGCACCAGCAGUUGCUCGCCCGCUACCAGAUUGAUCGUUUUGCGCAAGGACUGGGACGAAUUGAACCCUUAGCUAAUCUGCGCGAACCGGUGCGCGAAGCCUACUACCCUAAGUUGUUGCGUACAUCCAACAAUCGCACAUUCUGUCCCCGAUAUCCCGGGAUGAUGAUCAGUGACGUUGCACGCAGCGCUGACCGGUUGGAGGUUAGAAUAGCUGAUAUCGAAUCGUGGCUUCCCCGCGUACUAGAGGCGAUCGAUGCUGGAUUUGCUGUCAGUGAUGACGGUGUAAGAGUGCCUCUGGACGAAACAAGAGGUAUAGACGUGUUGGGUAACAUUCUUGAACGAUCGGUCAUCUCUAUCAAUCGCAAUUUGUACGGUGAUGUGCACAACAUGGGACAUGUGCUGCUGGCUUUCAUUCACGAUCCACGCGGAACGUAUCUGGAAUCGUCCGGAGUGAUGGGAGGUGUAGCAACUGCUAUGCGGGAUCCGAUCUUUUAUCGCUGGCACAAGUUCAUCGACAAUAUUUUCCUCCGGAACAAAGCUCGUCUCGCUCCGUACACCACGGCCGAACUUUCUAAUAGCAACGUAACGCUGGAAGCGCUUGAAACGCAGCUCGAUCGCGCUGGUGGCGCUGUCAACAGUUUUGUAACGUUUUGGCAGCGCUCGCAAGUUGAUCUGCGUGCUGGAAUAGACUUUUCUGCAGCAGGCAGUGCCUUCGUCAGCUUCACGCAUCUUCAGUGUGCUCCAUUCGUUUAUCGGCUUCGCAUCAAUUCGACUGCUCGCUCAAACAGACAAGACACGGUACGGAUCUUUCUCUUGCCGCGCCAAAACGAGCAGGGUCGCCCUUUGUCUUUUGAGGAUCGUCGUCUGCUGGCCAUCGAGCUGGACAGCUUCCGUGUAAAUUUGCGCUCCGGCAUGAACAACAUCGUACGACAGUCGUCCAACACGAGCGUUACGAUUCCUUUCGAGCGGACCUUUGGUAACGUGGAGCAGGCUAACGCAGGCAAUGCACAAUCGCGAUUCUGUGGUUGCGGUUGGCCGGCACAUAUGCUACUGCCGAAAGGAAAUGUGAACGGCAUCGAGUUUGACCUGUUUGCAAUGGUCUCUCGGUUUGAAGACGAUAACGCUAACGUUAACUACGAUGAGAAUGCUGGGUGCGAUGAUUCUUACGCGUUCUGCGGACUGCGGGAUCGCGUUUACCCUAGUCGUCGUGCGAUGGGCUUUCCAUUCGAUAGAAGAGCAUCGAACGGUGUUAGAUCAGUGGCUGAUUUUGUUGCACCGUACAAAAACAUGCGAUUGGCGACAGUGACCUUACGUUUCAUGAAUACUAUUAUCGAUCGUCCCACAAACUAAUAAAAACACAAAAAACGAUGCAAUUAUUGAACAAUAUAUAACGAUUUAUGAAUAAACUUUUA
This is a messenger RNA of Anopheles merus, 2205 nucleotides long. Its product is annotated as phenoloxidase 2-like. The record is from RefSeq and is a predicted model, not a curated record. Bases 41 to 2143 code for a protein of 700 amino acids. The transcript has 5 exons. Gene Ontology annotation, molecular function: oxidoreductase activity. NCBI's taxonomy places the organism in Eukaryota, Metazoa, Arthropoda, Insecta, Diptera, Culicidae.